UUCGGGAACUCGGGGUCACCUGGUGGCUAGGGUUUGGGGGGAUUUGACCCGGGGAAGCGACGGAGGCGGCUCCUCAGAUAUUCGGUGCCCCGCUGCCCUGACGUCGCCCCUUCCGGUUUCCCGCCCGCCUCAUGCUCCCCAGGCCGUCCAGCGCCAUCCCAGAUCCGGGCGUCGGGCGUCCUCUGCGCUCCAGCCGAGCUUUGCCCCGAACUUGCGUCCCCAGCGCAGAUCUUUCCUCUGAGCCCCGAUCCGUGGAUCUGCGGCUGUAACCCCCCUGGAUAGUUCAUAAAACCGAACCCGUGGCCGUUGAGUCGGUUCGACUCAUAGCGACCCUGGAGGACAGCAGAGCUGCCCCAUAGGGUUUCCCAGGAGCUGUCCUUUUGGUCACCAGCUGAGCUCUUAACCACUGCGCCACCAGGGCGCCUGGUAUUUCAAGAUCAGCAAACACAAAACUGGCCCAUUUUCACAUCCCCUCAUUCCACCCAGGUGUUUUUUGACAUUGCUUGGCUUGUAGAUUCUUCACGUGGCCGUCUUCCCUCUGUGUGUCCCUCUGUGUUCUCAUGAGAACACAUCCAGAUGGGAUUAGGGCCAGCCGUACUCUGAUACGACCUGAUGUUAACUGAUAACAUCUCCAAAUAAGGUCAUGUUCGCAGGUACCAGGGGUUAAGGCUUAACAUCUUUGCGGGGACACAAUUCAAUCCAUAACAACUCCUUUGACGAUAUGAUGAAAUCGUUUUUAAUUAGAAUAUUUUAUUGUGUUUUCACUGGAAGUUUACACGGCAAAGAGGUUCCUAUUUAAUUUCUACACAAUUUGUUCAGUAACAUUGGUUACAUUUUUCAGUUUCUCAGCAUUCUAAUUAUGUCCACUCUGGUUGUUCCAUUUCUAGUAAUCUAGUUUCUCUGCCACCUUGGCUUCUUAUAUUUGCUUUUCAGUAAAUACUGACCAUUUGUCUCAGGCAGAAGAUUUUUAAAGGAGUACAGUACUCACGGAUAUUAUUUGUCUUAUAACUUAUCACCCAGUCUGUUACUUAGCUGAAAGAUCUGAUGAAAUCUUUAAAACCUCUUACCAGAAAAAAGGUUUACACACACACACACACACACGAUACAUGCCAUCUGUUGUAUGUCACUGAUGACCUGAAACUCAUCAUGUAUGUGGACCCAACUAAACAACUACUGGUCAGUUCAGAGACUAUGGAUAUACUCUUCAGAAUAAGAGGAGGCCUUGAUCUAGCUUUUCAGCUAGCUACUGCUGAUGAAAUUUUUAUUAAGAAAGCACUAAAACAUGUGUUGAGGGACCUGUCAAGCAAGCUGUCUUCAAAUGCACUUGUGUUCCGAAUCUGCCACAGUUCAGUAUACGUAUGGCCCAACAGUGACGUGAACACCGUUCCCGGAGAACUCACUGAUGGUUCUGCUUGUGAGAACAUAAUGCGCUUUAUUCAAUUUGAGCAGGAAGAAGAUACAAAACGAAAGUUCAUGAGAAAGAAAGACAAAAAGUUACCAGACAUGCAUCAGAUAGUAAAUAUAGAUCUUAUGCUGGAAAUGUCAACCCCCCUGAGCGCUGUAACCCCCAUCAUUGAAAGAGAAAGCGGCGGACACCACUACAUCAGUAUGACUUUACCAGUUGAUGCAGUUUUAUCUGCUGCUCCAGAAGAAACCUGGGGAAGAGUUCGUACACGUCUAGUUGAUGCAAUCCACAGUCAACUAACUGAUAUGGAAAAAUGCAUUUUGAAAUAUAUGAAAGGAACAUCUAUUGUGGUACCUGAACCACUGCACUUUUUACUGCCAGGGGAGAAAAGUCUCACAACAAUUUCAUAUCCGUCAGGAAUUCCAGAUGGUCAGCUGCAAGCCUACAGAAAGGAGCUACAUGAGCUCUUCAAUCUGCCUCAUGACAGACCUUACUUCAGAAGGUGUAACGCUUAUCACUUCCCAGAUGAACCAUACAAAGAUGGUUACAUUAGAAAUCCACACACUUUUCUUAAUCCACCUAACAUAGAGGCUGGAAUGAUCCAUGUGGUCCAGGGCACAUACGGUUAUCACCACUAUAUGCAAGAUCACACAGAUGACAACGGCUGGGGCUGUGCCUACCGGUCUCUGCAGACGAUCUGCUCUUGGUUCAAACACCAGGGAUACACAGAGAGACCCAUUCCAACACACAGAGAGAUUCAGCAGGCUCUGGUUGAUGCCGGUGACAAACCAGCGACAUUUGUCGGAUCGCGGCAGUGGAUCGGAUCUAUUGAGGUACAGCUGGUACUAAGCCAACUGAUCAGUGUAACUUCAAAAAUACUGUUUGUCAGCCAGGGUUCUGAAAUGGCUUCUAAAGGACGGGAACUGGCUAAUCAUUUCCAGAGUGAAGGAACUCCAGUAAUGAUUGGGGGAGGUGUUCUGGCCCACACAAUACUGGGAGUUGCAUGGAGUGAGAUUACAGGGCAGAUUAAGUUUCUGAUUCUAGAUCCACAUUACACAGGCGCUGAGGAUCUGCAGGUUAUUUUGGAAAAGGGCUGGUGUGGAUGGAAGGGCCCAGACUUUUGGAACAAGGAUGCUUACUAUAAUUUAUGUCUUCCUCAGCGACCACAGAUUAUUUAAAAUAUCUUGGACUCAAAGACUAUAGUAAAGUUAUACUAUACAUUUGUUAAUAAAGAAUAAGUUUAAUUUCAGAUUCUAUUCUGGGGGUGAUUGAUGAUUUAAACUAUGAUGUUUUUCCCCACGGUUCUAAAUACUGAACAAAGAAUAAAUGCUUUUGGCAUUUCUUCAAUAACUUCAAGACCAAGCAUAUACAACCAAAAUACAGGCAUGUACAUGCAUGUGUCCUUAAAAGUUACGUUCACUUCGAAGACAGUUUUCCUCCUUCAUAGGAGUUUAGAUGUGUACUGUCAGCCAAAAGACACAGCUUGUAGCUAAGCCGUAGAUAUCCAUGAAGUGAAGGCCCCCUUCAGUCUCUUCACAACUAAUAUGACAUCUGUUUUUAAAAAAACGUAUCACACAUUGUUGCUGUUUGCCAUCAGUUCCGACUCUUGGUGACCCGAUGUGUGGAGAGUAGAACUGCUUCAUAGGUUUUCAAGGCUGUGACUUUUUAGGAGCAGAUUGCCAGGCCUGUCUUCCAAGGUACCUCUUUUUGUUGUUGUUAGAUGCCAUCAAGUCGGUUCCCACUCAUAGCAACCCUGUGCACAACACAACGAAACACUGCCUGGUCCUGAGCCAUCCUUACAAUCAUUGUUACGUUUGAGCUCACUGUUGCAGCCACCGGGUCAAUCCACCUCACUGAGGGUCUUCCUCUUUUCCACUGACCCUAUACUCUGCCAAGCGUGAUGUCCUUCUCCAGGGACUGAUCCCUCCUGAUAACAUGUCCAAAGUAUGUAAGACGCAGUCUCGCCAUCCUUGUCUCUAAGGAGCAUUCUGGUUGUACUUCUUCUAAGACAGAUUUGUUUGUUCUUUUGGCAGUCCAUGGUAUAUUCAAUAUUCUAGGUGAGUUUAAACCACCAAACUUUGUUAGAAGCCCAGUACUUAACCAUUUGCGUCACCCAGGAAUUAUAGUAAACAUUAAGAACUUUUUAAAAAAGCUUUUCUCUCCAAUCUUCUACCAUGAAGGACAAUUUUUGGUCUCUAGAACCUAGUAGUGCUAACUAUAACCAGUAUCAAAAUAUCUUAACAUGUAAGAGAUCCUUGAGAGAGGGAGAGAGCAACAGCUAUAAAUUACUCACCAUUGCU
Molecule: messenger RNA, 3705 nt
Organism: Loxodonta africana (African savanna elephant)
Lineage: Eukaryota; Metazoa; Chordata; Mammalia; Proboscidea; Elephantidae
Gene: UFSP2
Product: UFM1 specific peptidase 2
Exons: 12
Coding region: 1045-2583 (512 amino acids)
Source: RefSeq, a predicted model, not a curated record